CAAAAAUCUAAAAAAGUUGCCUAAAAAGGAAAGAAUAUGUGAAUGAUGAAACUCCAUUGUCUUGCCAAAUAGAAAAUAAACUAAGGAUAUGAAAAUCAUGGUUAAAAUUAUUAUUAUUAUUAUUAUUAGUGUUUAAGAUAAAAAAAAAAAACAGUGUUAUGUAAUGUUACGCUGCCCCUCCAUUACUUCACAGGCUGUGAAGAGGCCCUCGAAAUUCGUGUUGAAACCCGACACUUGCAGAUAACUCCAAUCUUUCCCCCAUGUGGGAUUUUCUCUCUCCUCUCUCUCUCUCUCCUCUCUCCUCUUUCUCUCUCUAACUGCUCAACUAAUUAGUUAUGCUGCUCUGUUCAUGAUCCCUGUUCUCACUCUCUCUUCACUCUUCGCCCAUUAAUUCUUUCUCCAAAUUUCAGUUUUUUUCUUUUUUCUAAAAAUGUGGGAUUCAGAAACAGAAUCUGUAGGAGGAGGGAGAGAUUACUGCAAUGGCGGCGGCGGCGGCGGAGGACUCUCUUCCACCAACAAACCUCGUGUCGAAACAGAUGGAUUUGAGCAAAGAGGCCAAUCCUGGUACGUUGCUACUGAUAUUCCCAGUGAUCUCUCCGUUCAGAUUCAAGAUGUCGGCUUCCAUCUCCACAAGUACCCACUUCUUUCUCGGAGUGGGAAGAUGAACAGGGUAAUAUACGAAUCGCGAGAAAUUGAGCUGAAUAAAGUUGCCCUAGAUGAUCUCCCCGGCGGCCCCGAGGCUUUCGAGCUCGCCGCCAAGUUCUGCUACGGCGUCGCCGUCGAUCUCUCCGCCACCAACAUCUCCGGCCUCCGAUGCGCCGCUGAGUAUCUCGAAAUGACGGAGGAUUUAGAGGAAGGUAACCUAAUUUUCAAAACCGAAGCUUUCCUAAGCUACGUCGUUUUGUCCUCCUGGAGAGAUUCGAUCGUCGUUUUGAAAAGCUGCGAGAAGCUCUCCCCAUGGGCGGAGAAUCUCCAGAUCGUCCGCCGCUGCAGCGAAUCGAUCGCCUGGAAAGCGUGCGCAAACCCUAAAGGAAUCAAAUGGCAGUACACGGGUCGACCCGCCCGGUCAGUUUCCAGCCCUAAAUGGAACGAUAUGAAGGAUUCGAGCCCUAGCCGGAACGGAACCCCCGUCCCCUCCGAUUGGUGGUUCGAGGACGUCUCGAUUCUGCGGAUCGACCAUUUUGUUAGGGUAAUUACGGCGAUCAAGGUCAAAGGCAUGCGCUACGAGCUGAUCGGCGCCGCCAUCACACACUACGCGAACAAGUGGCUCCCCAAUCUGGCCAAAGACGGCGGCGACGGCGGCGGAGAUGGAGUCGGCGGCGGCGGGGACAGCUGGCAGAAGGGCGGGGGUCUGCACAUGAUAAUCGCCGCCGGGAACAACAAGGACGAGAGCUUUCUGCCGGCGGCGAUGCAGGCGAAGGACCAGAGGAUGAUCGUGGAGAGCCUGAUCAGCAUAAUCCCGCCGCAGCGGGACUGCGUGUCGUGCAGCUUCCUCCUCCGGCUGCUGAAGACCGCCAACAUGUCGAAGGUGGCGCCGGCGCUGGUGACGGAGCUGGAGAAGCGGGUCGGGAUGCAGCUGGAGCAGGCGGCGCUGGCGGAUCUACUGAUACCCUGCUACAGCAAGAGCGAGGGUUUGAUGUAUGACGUGGACCUCGUCCAGAGGCUUCUGGAACAUUUCCUGGUGCAGGAGCAGACGGAGGGGUCGAGCCCUAGCCGGCAGUCGUUCUCGGAGAUGAAGAUGUACGACGGCGCUCAGAGAGGGGUCAAUUUGAGCGCCAAAUUGAGGGUGGCGAGGCUUCUCGAUGGGUACCUCACGGAAGUUUCCAGAGACCGGAACUUGUCGCUGACGAAGUUUCAGGUUCUGGCGGAGGCGUUGCCGGAAUCUUCUAGAAGCUGCCAUGAUGGCCUGUACAGGGCGGUUGAUUCUUAUCUUAAGGCACAUCCAACUCUUACAGAACACGAGAGGAAGAGGCUAUGCCGAGUAAUGGACUGUCAAAAACUCUCGAUCGAUGCAUGCAUGCACGCAGCCCAAAACGAGCGACUCCCACUACGAAUAGUAGUCCAAGUCCUCUUCUCCGAACAAGUCAAAAUAAGCAACGCAAUAGCCAACACAUCCUUAAAAGACGACGGUGAAUCGCAUUACCAGCCUUUGGUAUCCAAUCGAAAGACAUUACUCGAAGGAACUCCUCAAUCAUUUCAAGAAGGGUGGGCCAGCGCGAAAAAAGACAUAAAUACCCUCAAAUUCGAACUCGAGAGUGUGAAGGCGAAAUAUUCGGAGCUACAAAACGAUAUGGAUACUUUGCAGAGACAGUUCGAUAAGAUCACGAAGGUGAAACAAACGACGACUUCGUCGGGUUCGGCUUGGAGCAGUGGGUGGAAGAAGCUGAGCAAGCUGACUAAGGUUACGGAAACUAAUGACGUUGGAUCGCACGUCGCAAAUGCUGAUGUCAUUAAAAAGGCUCCUAGAAGGUGGAGGAACUCUAUUUCUUGAAGCUUCAACUUAUAUUAAUUGUUCUAAGGUUUUCUUUUCUUUUUUUUCUUUUUUUUCCUUGAUAUAUUUGUUGAGGUUUUUCGGGAGGAUUGUUUAAUUUUUUAUGUAACUUUGUUGCUAUUGGUUUUUUUUUUUACUUGUCUUAUCUCUUCGGAAGAUAUAUAUCAAGUUUGUGUAUCUUUUUUCUUUUUAUCAAGAUUUUCUUUUAUCCAACUCUAUUAAACAUUAAAUCUCUGUUAUCACCUCA
This is a messenger RNA of Erythranthe guttata (spotted monkey flower), 2738 nucleotides long. RefSeq names its product root phototropism protein 3. The record is from RefSeq and is a predicted model, not a curated record. Lineage: Eukaryota; Viridiplantae; Streptophyta; Magnoliopsida; Lamiales; Phrymaceae. Gene Ontology annotation, molecular function: protein binding.